Messenger RNA from Diospyros lotus (date-plum), 451 nucleotides. Its product is annotated as zinc finger BED domain-containing protein DAYSLEEPER-like. Gene Ontology annotation, molecular function: protein dimerization activity. The record is from RefSeq and is a predicted model, not a curated record. The coding region runs from base 127 to 375 and encodes 82 amino acids. NCBI's taxonomy places the organism in Eukaryota, Viridiplantae, Streptophyta, Magnoliopsida, Ericales, Ebenaceae. The transcript has 2 exons.
UCUAACGAUGCCGAAAAAUCCCAACUUGAUCUUUAUUUGGAAGAGCCAAGGAUUCCAAUAUCGGGAGCAUUUGAUGUCUUGGCAUAUUGGAGAGAGCGAGCUAAUAGAGGGAAAAUUAUUGCAAAGAUGGCUUGUGAUAUAUUGAGUAUUCCGAUAACAACCGUAGCAUUGGAGUCCACUUUUAGCAUUGGAUCUCGUAUUUUGAACAAGUAUAGAAGUCGUUUGCAUGAUGAAACAGUUCAAGCUCUCUUGUGCACACGGAGUUGGUUACAUGGUUUUGGAGAUGAUGAUGAGGAGGAGGAGUCAAGCAUUGAUGAUAUAAGACUUUCUAAACAAGACUCAAAUGUUGUUGUUGAUGAAGAUGAUGAAGAUUAGAGGCAUAAUUUUUAAUUAUUUUUUUUCUUCUUAUUUGUAAUUUAGCCUCCAGAAAUGGCUUUUUGAGCAGGUUGUU